This is a messenger RNA of Teleopsis dalmanni, 6847 nucleotides long. RefSeq names its product Down syndrome cell adhesion molecule-like protein Dscam2 (gene Dscam4). Lineage: Eukaryota; Metazoa; Arthropoda; Insecta; Diptera; Diopsidae. The record is from RefSeq and is a predicted model, not a curated record. The transcript is spliced from 32 exons. Gene Ontology annotation, cellular component: axon; plasma membrane. Gene Ontology annotation, biological process: axon guidance; cell-cell adhesion. Gene Ontology annotation, molecular function: protein binding. Bases 998 to 6808 code for a protein of 1936 amino acids.
UAACCUUUUAUCGCCAUUUUGAUAAGAACAACAUGUUUACACUGCAGCGACUUUUAUACUUCGCUACUGUAUAAUUAAAAUAAACAACAAAUAACAACAACAAAUCGCAGUAAAGAAGAAGAAUUUACAUAAUUGCAACGUCAACUUUAGUCAAAUGCAAAACUACUUCAACCGUAAACUAAUAACAAAAACAACAAAUACAAGAAAUACAAAGCAAUAAAACCAAAAAAAAGUGAAGUUCUAAGUUGGCAGCUUUUAUCACACACGAACUGCGUUAACCAAAUUUUUGUUGGUUUGAUGCCGAUGUGCUUGAUAUGCUUGAUGUGCGCUUGUUGUUGUUUUUUUGUUCAAAUUACGAUAAAUAAAUCAAUGGCAUGAAUUUUUCCACAUCAAUUGGCGUGAAAAUAAACAACAAAUAACAAAAACAAAAAAAAGGAAUCAAAUAAAAAUACAGUGGAGCAAAUAAAUUCGAAUGAAAUUAUGAAUACAGUAUUGUAAAAACAUAAAAAAAAACAAAUAACAAAAAACAAAAAAAAAACAAUAAAGUCGGGGAGUGCAUAUCCCUUUUAAAAUUCGUUUCAAAACACAAACACAGUCAACACACUCGAAACUUAUUUAUAUUGACUUUAUGUGUAUGAAUGUGUGAUACUGUCUAUCUACGAGUAAAACAACAACAACAACAAUACACAAGAUAAUACAAAACACGUAUAAACAACAACUACAAAUGCAACUACAGCUAAGUGCACAAGGUUGAGUGGGAGAAUAGCACGUACCAUACAAAUCAAAAUAGAAACACAACCAAACCAAACCAAACCAAACGAAACGAAAGAAAACAAAACGAAAAACAAGCGAGAGUACCAGCAGGAGCAGAAGUAACAAAAGUAGCAACAGCAGCACUGAAGCCUGAAAUAACGAAAAUAACAACAACAAAACAAAUUUAAAAAAAAUCAAAAUCAUACAUAAAAAAUGUAAUGGAAAACAUUAGAGCUCAUAAAAAAUGGAUUUACUCAGCCUUUUUAAGGCUGUACUGAUCCUGUAUAUAAUAAGAGCAGUGGAACAUAGCAACAUUGUUAAUGGAUUGGAUCUACAGGGACCGAUAUUUCUUCACGAACCUCCACACAGAGUGGAAUUUUCAAAUAAUUCUGGAGGACUUAUAGAAUGCUCCGGUCAUGGCAGUCCUCCACCAGAGGUGGAAUGGACGCCUAUACCACCGCAGCAGGAUAUGGUGUUUACGCUAUCCAAUGGAAGUUUGAUGUUUUAUCCAUUUUCGGCGGAAAAGUAUCGUCAUGAAGUGCACGCCACAGUUUACAGAUGUAAAUUACGAAAUUUGGUCGGGACCGUGCUCAGCCGUGAGGUGCACGUACGUGGCGUUGUCAAUCAGAAGUACACGGUACAAGUACAUGACGAAUACGUAAUGACAGGCAACACAGCUGUACUAAAAUGUCAAGUGCCCAGCUACAUGUCAGAGUUUGUAAUGGUUACAGCCUGGGUGCAAGAUACUGGCAUGCAUCUGUAUCCGAACACAGACAUCGGAGGCAAAUACACGGUCCUGGCGAAUGGAGAAUUGUACAUAAAUAAUGCAGGCAACAAUGAUGCAUUCAAGAGCUAUACAUGCCGCACAGUGAAUAGACUGACAGGUGAAAUACAAAUUUCCACAUAUCCCGGACGUAUUAUUGUAACAGAGCCCAAAGGUAUGGUACAGCCACGUAUCAACGUUGAGAAGCAUUCGAUGCGACAUGUCGUGCUUAAUGGGCAGACAACAUUACCGUGUAUUGCUCAAGGACAUCCGGUGCCAACAUAUCGUUGGUUUAAGGAGGAGAAUGAGCAAUUGUUGCCACUGCAACUGAGCGAACGCAUAACAAUCGUAUCCGCUGGAUUGCUUAAAAUAACCAAGGCACGUCUCGAGGACAGCGGAAAAUAUCUUUGCUGGGUUAACAACACCGCCGGCGAAGAAACAAUUCAAGUCUCAUUAACUGUUACAGCACCAUUAACAGCUCAUCUCCAGCCACAAGUGCAAACAGUCGACGUGGAUAAGGAUGCACAAUUUCAGUGUAUUGUGUCCGGACAUCCUGUGCAUGAUGUUAAUUGGUUGCAUGACGGAAAACCAAUUCUCAGAGAUAAUCGAGUUGAGAUACUCACCGACCCACCAAGACUGAUAAUAAAGAAAGUGCAAAAGGAUGAUCCUGGCAUGUACCAAUGUUUCGUAUCCAAUGAAUGGGAACAAAUACAAUCAACUGCUGAAUUGCAAUUAGGAGAUGCCUCGCCGGAACUACUCUAUUGGUUUUCGGAGCAAACAUUACAGCCAGGACCAACUGUUUCACUUAAAUGUGUAGCCACUGGUAAUCCACUGCCACAGUUUACAUGGUCUUUGGACGGAUUUCCAAUUCCCGAUAAUUCUCGCUUCUUAGUAGGUCAAUAUGUAACUAUACAUGACGAUGUUAUCAGUCACGUCAACGUGUCAAAUGUCAAGGAAGAAGAUGGUGGCGAAUAUACCUGCACCGCACAAAAUGCAAUUGGAAAAGUAUCGCAUAGUGCCAAAGUUAACAUUUAUGGAUUGCCGUAUAUACGUGAAAUGCCAAAAAUAACAGGGAUAUCUGGUUCAGAUUUGAUAGUCAAAUGUCCUGUGGCAGGUUAUCCAAUCGAUAAAAUACAUUGGGAAAGAGAUGGACAAACAUUACCUGUCAAUCGACGACAAAGAGCUUACAACAAUGGCACUCUAAUCAUAGAGCAGCUUCAAAGAUUAGAGGAUGCUGGCACCUAUACGUGUAUGGCACAAAACAAGCAAAAGCAGACUUCGCGCAGAAACGUGGAGAUACAAGUAUUAGUGCCACCAAAAAUUAUGCCGAUACAGGCCAUGACAAACAUGUUGCGGGAGGGUAUGCGAGCGGCAAUUUCAUGUCAAAUAUUGGAAGGAGAUUUGCCAGUCAGCUUUCGUUGGGAGCGCAAUGGUAAACCGCUAAUAGGGACGGGUAAUGAAGUGUUUCGCCGUUUGGAUGAAUAUUCGGCCAGUUUGGUCAUUGAACAUAUCACCUCCGAACAUUCAGGGAAUUAUACUUGCAUCGCGAGCAAUGUGGCGGGCACCGAACGCUUUACAGUACCGCUUACGGUAAAUGUACCACCGAAAUGGGUACUGGAGCCAAAGGACUCUAGCGCACAAGCAGGACAAGAUGUGCUAUUGCACUGCCAGUCCGCAGGUUAUCCCAAACCGACAAUCACAUGGAAGAAGGCUAUUGGCCCCACCCCAGGCGAAUACAAAGACUUUUUAUAUGAACCUACAGUACAACUUUUUCCUAAUGGUACGAUCUACUUUAAAAAGAUCAGCAAGGAGUCACAAGGACACUUCCUUUGUGAAGCAAAGAAUAAUAUUGGUUCUGGAGUUAGUAAAGUAAUCUUCCUUAAAGUUAAUGUUCCUGCGCAUUUUCAAACAAAGUCCAAACAAAUAUCCGUGGCAAAGGGAAAGCAGGUGCAUGUACAGUGCAACGUACAAGGAGACAAUCCCAUCGAUAUUAAAUGGAAAAUACAGGCGACACAACAGUAUCUUGAUGAAUCAUUGGACUCAAGAUACACGAUACGUGAUCAGGUCCUCGACGAUGGAAUGGUAUCCGAAUUAGGCAUUUCCCACACAUAUCGCCAGGACACAGGCAUUUAUAUUUGUCAGGCCAGCAAUGCAUUUGGACAGGACGAAAUGUCGAUACAAUUAAUUGUGCAAGAAGUACCCGAACAGCCAAAGAACCUACGCAUCAACUCACAGCAAUCCCGGAGUUUGCAGUUAACGUGGAGUCAACCAUUCGCUGGCAACAGUCCAAUUGAGGAGUAUCACAUUUUUUAUAAACAAAUCUCAGACAUUUGGCAAAACGCCGAGCACAUCACCAUCACCGGUGCACAAACAGUGGUCAACAUACAAAAUCUACGACCAGCCAAAGCCUAUCACAUUCGCAUGUCAGCUGAGAAUAAAUUAGGCGCCUCCGAGUACUCUGAGGUGGUGCAAGUGACCACACUGGAGGAGGUGCCAUCCGGCCCGCCGCUGAAUGUGCGCGCCGAGGCAAAGAGUUCCACUGAGAUAUCAGUCACAUGGGAUGCACCCGAACGUGACCAUUGGAACGGAAUAUUGCUUGGUUACUAUGUGGGCUAUCAGAUGUCGUUAUCGCCCGAGGACAAGGAAGUAAAUCCCACUCAGGGCUUCAGCUUUAAAACGGUGGAAGUAAGGUCACAUUUUGGCGGUGAAACAGUGCUGACAAAUCUAAACAAAUUCACGCAGUACCAUGUAAUCGUGCAGGCAUACACCAGUCAGGGCAGCGGACCACCAAGUAAAGAGAUUGCAGUGCAAACAUUGGAGGAUGUGCCAUCCUCACCACCAGAAAGUCCGCAAUGCGACGUUCUAGGUUCAACAUCCAUUUACAUCACCUGGUCACCACCGGAUGUGGACGGACAAAAUGGCAAAAUCAAAGGAUACAAAGUAUUUUACAUAUCAGUGGAUGAAUUGUAUGAAACUGAUCCUGAGGUUGUGAAAUCUACAAAUCAAUACGUUACCAUUGAAAACCUAAGAAAAUACACCAACUAUACGGUUUGGGUGUUAGCCUACACUAAAGUUGGUGAUGGCAUAAAAACUAAGCCACUCUACUGCCGCACACACGAAGAUGUUCCCUCCGCACCACAAGCAAUAAAAGCCAUACCAGCUUCUAAUACAAAAAUUAUAAUCUCUUGGCUUCCUCCAGAGCUUCCAAAUGGCGACAUUACUGGUUACACAUUCUACAUGUCCAUGUUAGAGGGCGGGCGUGAAGAAGGCACACAUAAACGUGUGCUUGGUCCAUUUGUGGAAAUGCAUGAGACACAACGCACACAAGAAUCUGCCACAUAUCAAUUUUGGUUAACUGCCUCAACAAAGAUAGGUGAGGGUGAGAAGACACAAGUGGUAACAGUGCCACCAAACAACAAAGUACCAGCACGGAUUGUGUCUUUCAGUCAGCGCAUUAUAACCCCGUGGAAAGAACAUUUAGAACUGCCAUGCCGAAAAGUCGGUUCACCAGCUCCAGUCACUAUUUGGCGACAAGAUGGUCACAAUAUGGAAACGAACUCACGGAAGUCCAUUUCAAAGAACGGCACACUGAAUAUACGUGAGUGUCAGGCUUUGGAUGCCGGUAACUACACAUGCAGUGUAGAAAACACUUGGGGAAAGGAUGAAAUUGUUUAUAGUAUCGUGGUGAAAGUACCACCAGAGGCACCUAACUUAACUGUUGUCAACACGUAUACAGAUAGCUUACACUUAGAGUGGUUAGAUAAUAGUCACGGAGGUAGUCCUAUACUAGGUUAUGUUAUUAACUAUAAACGUGACAAUGGUGACUGGGAGGAGCUGCAGGUGGAUGCGAAAACAAAUUCACAUUUGCUUAGUAAUCUGUGGUGUGGUACGCGAUAUCAACUCUACAUAACUGCCUAUAAUAAAAUAGGCACGGGUCUGCCCUGUGAUAUAGUUAACUCGUAUACAAAAGGCAAUCCGCCAGUGCAGCCAAAGCAUUCGCAAAUGAUAACUCAUAACUCAACAAGUGUCACUUGUUGGCUAGAUUCGUGGGGCGAUGGUGGUUGUGGAAUUUUGUAUUUUAUGAUUGAAUCACGUGUCUAUGGCAGAUCGCAAUGGAAUGUUGUUUCGAAUCAUAUACCUCCUACAGAACGCAUAUUCACGGUUAGUGACUUAGUUCCUGGUACAAAAUAUCAACUAAAAGUAACAGCGCACAAUAAUGCUGGUUCCACUACAGCUGUUUACAAUUUUACUACUCUCUCACCACAAGGAGUUAUAUACUCAACAGAUCACGCAAAUCCCGUGUCGCAUAUGAGCGACAGUCCUUUUUAUGCAAACUUCAAGGUGCUAUUACCAGUUUGCUUAUCUAUGUUUAUGCUAUUAGGCCUCAUAGCAGCUGUUUUAUUUAUACGAAAAAGAAAAAUAAAUCAUCAAGCACGCCUCGCUUCAUCUUCAAUGUCUGAAUCUCCCUCAUUGGCCAACUUGCAGAACAAACAAAAUCGUGACCAACAAUAUUUAGCGGUACGCUGCAAUCCUAGCGCUGGUCCACCACGCGGUUCCAACUCCAACGAUUCAGGCAGUUUCGGUAAAGCUGAGGGCAAUGAAUACAUCGAAGAUAUCUGUCCAUAUGCAACUUUUCAACUAAACAAGCAAACCUACAGCGAGAGCUCAUAUAGCGGCAAUGUCUACAGUGGACCUUAUCACUCCGUGCGUGGUUCUUUUGUUUACCACGAUGUAAAACCAGACAGUUAUCAUACAAAAGAACCAGAAUACACAAAGGUGAGACGAAAAGUUGGCCGGUUACGUGAUCCUCACUCCGAGAGUCAAGAAUCGGAUAAUCCAGGUUCAACAGAUUCCGAAGUUAGGAAAAUCCUAACGCUUCACAUACCAAUUACAGAAUAUGACACACUCGGUUCCGAAUCCGACAAUGAUGUGUCUGCGCGCGCUCUCAACUCAGCCAAGUAUCGAGCGCAACGUGAUACACAGGAUGAAACUUCUUCCUCAUCGGAGACCACACCUACUAGUAUGUCGCGGAAAUCGAAACCUCCAUUUGCAGCACGGAAAGCAGGAAAAUCAGGCACCGGCGGUAAGCGACAUGUGCGAAGUUCAAGUGGAUAUUCCAGCCACAACGAAGAAACCACAUUUAGCAUAUCCAACUAUCCACCAAACUACCAAGAUCACAUAAAUCCACCAGCGCGUUUUUCAGAUUCAAAUGAGAAAUCGAAAACCCAAACUUCACCACGAAUACGUGCCAAUCAGAAACUGCAGAGGGAAGCUUUUCAAAUAAAUGUUUAGAAAAUAAAAUAAAAUACUAAUAAGACAUAAAUAAAGAUU